ACCAAACUAAGCAUCGUAGGUUUAUACGAUUUAGAAAUUACGCCAGUAAUACGACAAAGAACAAUAAUUCAUUAUUAUAUAAGCUACUUCUAGAAGAAUAAAAGCUGUUAUAAAACUGUUGAAAUUUCCACAUUUCAUUGUAUAUCCACACGAAGUCACUCGAUACAUCUCAUCACUUCUGACUAGCUUCAGGACACCUACGCCGGUCGUCUCGAACCAUCCGGUUCUCUCAUGUACACGAUUUGCAACAACGCCAAAAACAAAGAGACGCAGCAGUGGGCCUACGUCUGCGGAACCUGUCACAAGGGCUACUCGUGGAAGAAGUCACUGUUGAGGCAUCUGCGCGAGGCUGAGUGUGGCAUCAACGUCAAGUAUGGCUGCAAGCUCUGCAGCAAACAGUACAAGCGUAAAGACGUGCUGAAUCAACACAUUGCGUCUGUCCAUUCGAAUGCCAAUCGCAAGUCUGGCUUGUGAGAGUUGAAGUUUUUAUGUUAAUUGGAACAAUUCGAAAUCGUUUAAUAUCGACGUUAGAGUAAACAAUAUUUUUGGUUUUUAGUUUGACCAGUUGCAGUAUUAGUAUUCUGUACAUUUUUCAACAUUUACGUAUAAAUAUCAUAAAUAAGUAAAAAAUUAUUUUCUCGAUACCGAGAGCAUUCCAUUUCACAAAUAUUAUCCAAAUUACUUGCGACGAUGAAGUUACCAGCUCGAUACCACAGGUGUAUCAGGUGUAAAUACAAUCAUCAUUAAUAAAUCAUGAUCCACGGUA
This is a messenger RNA of Nasonia vitripennis (jewel wasp), 766 nucleotides long. RefSeq names its product myc-associated zinc finger protein-like. NCBI's taxonomy places the organism in Eukaryota, Metazoa, Arthropoda, Insecta, Hymenoptera, Pteromalidae. The record is from RefSeq and is a predicted model, not a curated record. Bases 232 to 474 code for a protein of 80 amino acids. The transcript has 2 exons.